UUUGCAACUACUAUAUUACUCCACAGUCGAAGGGAGCCGAGCUUGCUCUUCAUACACUCUCUACUCCCUCUGGUCGCCCCUCGUGUUCAUUGAUCAUGCAAACUGAAAACUUGGGCGUGUCUUCUCUCGUGGCGGUACUAUACACUGCUUGUGUAGGCACUUUUCUGUAUGUCUUUUUCAAAGGAUGGCGUGCCCGAAGCGCUUUUGUCAAACUGCGGAAGCAAGGAAUGGUAAGUGGUUCAUGAAGUACCUGUUCAAUUCCUCUGUCGUGUUGACUUAUCGUAGCCCAUGCCUCCACACAGCCUGAUAUUCGGACAUCUUCUGGCCAUUAAAAAGGUUCUAGAUAGUCUUCCCACCGGCAUUCAUAUGGUAGUAACAUUCGGCUCUAUAUCCCGCAAGUUUCCAAAAUCCGGAUUCUGUUAUCUUGAUUUAUGGCCGUUUGGAGUUCCAUUUAUGAUUGUUACCAGCCCCACGAUGGCCAUACAGGCAACGCAACAAAGUGAUCUGAUGCUGCUGAGACCGGAAGAACUGAAGCCGUGGUUUGCACCUUUAACAGGUGGUGAGAGCCUUUUCGACAUGUCUGUUGAGGCCUGGAAACCAUGGCGUGCAAUGUUCAAUCUAGGAUUUAGCGCAGCAAAUCUACUCACACACGUCCCGGGCCUGGUAGAUGAGACUUUGGUAUAUCGUGAGAUUCUUGCCGAGCACGCGAAAAAGGGGGAUGUUUUCCAACUUGACAAAAUUACUCUGCGGUUCACAAUGGAUUUGAUUGGACGUAGUGUACUGUAGGUCGACAAUCAACCACUUUCAUAUACCUUACUCAUAAAGAGAAUAGGAACACUAGACUCAACUCUCAAAGGGGUUGGAAUCCUCUCGCUGAUGCUUUGCUCAGCCAAAUAUCGUGGCAUGGGUCAAAUGAAGAAGUAAAUCCAUGGCAGCGAUGGCAUCCUCUGAGACCUUUCGUGGAGUGGCACAACAGUCGUCAAAUGAACAGGUUCAUCGGAGAUGAGUUACAAAAACGCUGGAAGCUGUACCAGGAAAAGAACGAUGAGGAGUUUAGCACUUCAAUCAUGGAUCUGGCCAUUAGGAGUUUCAUAGAAUCUCAACCUUCCGGAAGCCCCAAACCUGAGAAGCUAGACAAAGAUUUUGUCAAGGUUGCUACAAACCAGAUUCGACUUUUCCUUUUCGCGGGUCACGAUACGACAAGUAGUUCCAUAGUCUACUGCUUCCAUAUGCUCGCUCGAAAUCCCACAGCACUAAAACGCAUUCGAGAGGAGCAUGAGCUCGUCUUCGGCUCAGACAGUUCCCAAAUUCCGUCCAAGAUCUCCUCGAAACCACAUAUACUCAAUAACUUACCCUAUACUACUGCUAUCAUCAAAGAAACAAUGCGCCUAUACCCUGGGGCAUCGGGUAUCCGUGCCGGCGCUCCAGGAGUAGAUCUUGUUGACGAUGAUGGAAACAGGUAUCCAACCGAGGGUACAAAUAUCUGGAUUAUUCACCAUGGUCUUCAUCGAAAUUCCAAAUACUGGAAACGUGCCGAUGAGUUCAUUCCAGAACGCUGGCUUGUUGGUCCAGAGCAUGAACUUUACCCAGUCAAAGGUGCCUGGCGGCCGUUCGAACACGGCCCUCGGAAUUGUAUCGGUCAAGGCUUGGUUAUGUUGGAGAUCAAAACUGUGCUUGCAGUUGUCCUUGCGACACUCGAUAUUUCUCCGGCUUAUGAAGAGUGGGACAAAAUGCAUCCUUCUAAAGGCAUAGAAAUGGUUGAUAACGACCGUGCAUACCAGAUAGAGAAGUGUGGUGCUCAUCCAGCCGAGAUGUAUCCUUGUAAGGUGGCUUUCAAGAAUUAG
Molecule: messenger RNA, 1844 nt
Organism: Hymenoscyphus albidus
Lineage: Eukaryota; Fungi; Ascomycota; Leotiomycetes; Helotiales; Helotiaceae
Source: the annotation of a GenBank genome assembly